GAGUGUGUUUGAUGAUGGUUUGAUGCGGGACCCCGUCAUCUUUCAUCUUUGGAUGCCUAUGGCGGGAACGUUGUUCGGUUUUGCAAUCAGCGUCACAGACAAUUUGUAGGUUAUGUUCAGUGCUGGUUAGCACAACGACGCAUCAAACGUGCACGUGCUAUUUCAAAACGUCUAGAUAUCGUUUGGAUGGAUGCAAAUAAAUAAUAAAUUUUAUUUCGUUAAUUUUUCCGCAAUAAAAAAUGGUACGACACAACAAUCAACUACCGGACAAUCUUCCUCAACUGCAAAAUUUAAUCAAGCGUGAUCCGGAGUCAUACAAAGACGAGUUCUUGCAACAACACCGUCAUUACAAAUCAACUUUGGAAGUCUUCCGACUGACGCCUGAUACAUUCAACAAAAGUCUCGAUGAAUUGGUGAUUUUUCUUGCACAGGUAGCUCAUUGCUAUUCGGAAGAGUUGACAACUUUUCCUCAAGAGCUUGUGGAUAUUCUGCAAACACAAAACACUGUUCUGGACACUGGAAUGAGAAUGACGUUCUGCAGGGCACUAAUAUUACUUCGAAAUAAAGGACUUCUGGAGCCAACUGCACUCUUGAGCUUGUUUUUUCAGCUACUGAGAUGUCAGGAUAAAGCUUUAAGACAAUUCCUCGAAAACCACAUUAUAACAGAUAUCAAGAAUGUUAAUUCCAAGCACAAGAAUGCAAAAAUUAAUACUACGUUGCAAAAUUUCAUGUUCACCAUGUUGAAAGACAGCAAUGCACGAGCUGCAAAAAUGUCUAUAGAUAUAAUGAUUGAACUGUAUAAAAAAAAUGUCUGGAAUGAUGCUAAAACUGUAAAUGUCAUUUCAACUGGAUGCUUUUCCAAAGUAACCAAAGUCAUGGUCGCUAGCCUCAAGUUCUUCUUAGGAUCUGAUCCAAGUGAAGCUAAUAGCGACGACAGCGACAGUGAUGAUGAACCAAACGUAAAAGAAGUAAUAAUGGCUAAUAAAGUCAAUAAGAAAUCAAAGAAGAGAGAAAAGCAGCUGAAAAAAGUGAAACAGCUGUAUGUGAAAUCGAAAAAGAAGAAGUCACAAGCACCGCAGUUCAACUUUUCAGCGCUACAUUUAAUUCAUGACCCACAAGGCUUUGCAGAAAAGUUAUUCAAGCAGAUGGAAAAAAAUAAUGAUAGAUUUGAAGUGAAGCUAAUGACCUUAGAUGUCAUAUCCAGACUCAUAGGCUUGCACAGUUUAUUCUUGUUCAACUAUUAUCCAUAUUUGCAGAGAUUUUUACAGCCGCAUCAAAGAGAGGUAACAAAACUACUGCAAUUUGUUGCACAAGCAUCUCAUGACUUAGUGCCUCCAGAUGUGCUAGAACCAGUUGUAAAGACACUUGUUAAUAAUUUUGUCACUGAGCGAAAUUCUGCAGACGUAAUGGCCAUUGGAUUAAAUGCGUGUCGUGAAAUAUGUUCACGCUGCCCCUUAGUCAUGAAUGAAGAUUUACUGCGAGAUUUAACUCAAUAUAAAAAUUAUCGCGAGCGAAGUGUCAUGAUGGCGGCUCGAUCUUUAAUAUCUCUGUUCAGAAAUACAAUGCCAGAUCUACUGCACAAAAAAGAUCGAGGCAGACCGACAGAAGCUACAGCUGAAUUACAUACCUUAAAGUAUGGAGAAGUAAAUGCCAAAGGAUUUGUACCAGGUGCCGAGGUUUUACUUGAUAAAAGUCAUAGUAACACAAUAGAAAUAGAUAGUGAAAACAGUGAGGAUGAAAAUGAAUGGUGUGAUGUAAAACAUAGCAGUGAUGAAGAAAACGGUGGGGAAUGGGUAACCGAUGAUGAGGAGGAAGGUGAGGAAGAUGGUGAUUCAGAAGAAGAUGGUGAAGGGAACAGCGAAACAGAGGAUGACGAAAGUGGUAGUGAAGAUGAGGAAGAGGAUGAAGGUGAAACUGAAGAUACUAAAAUCACAAAUGAUAAGAAGGAUAAGAAGGCUAAAACAGAAGGAGCUGAUAUCGCACCUAUAAAAUCAAAAAUAGAUAAGAAGAGAGAAAAAUUGGCAAAAAAAUCACAGAUGAAAGCUGAUAAGAGAAAGGAAUUAACGGCAGAGAAGAAAGCAAAAGCAUCCCAAAUUUCGGUAGAACGGCUUCUUGGUGAUGAAGAUUUUCGAAAAAUUGAUGCAGAACUUGUUAAACAACAGGUGACUCACUUUAAACGGGGUAUCAAACGACCACUUGAAGUGGAUCCCAACAAAGGAGAUUUGGUAAAACUGGCAGAUAUUGAAAACAUUUAUAAAAAACGUAAACAUGAUAAGCAAUCCAGGAUGGAAAGCAUAAAGAAAGGUCAAGAUGGAAGAGAAAAAUUCGGCUACAAAGACGGAAGGCAGAAUCCACUAUGCAGCAAAACAAAUCGCGAGAAGAAAAAGACGAAAGCUUUCCAGAUGGUCAAGCACAAAGUACUUGGUAAAGUCAAGAGAUCGUUUAAAGCUAAACAGAUCGCGUUGCGGAAUCACUUGAUAAAGCAAAAAAGGAUGAAAUAGUUACAUACUUAAUAUACAGUGUAUUACGACAACGAGGUAUUUUAAUGUCGAUAAAUAGAUCUAUUUUUAUGCUGAAUCAAUUCUCUUAGAAACAUUUACUACUAACAGUUGGUACGAUUGACGUAAAAAGUAAACGGUGUAUACCGAUCAAUUUUCUACAUCAAAAACGGCGUAUAAACUUCACAGAUAAUUCAAUACUAAUCAGUAAUGUUUCUGGUGAUGGUGCAGACGGAAAUCCGGAGUGGCGUAUCUGAACUGUUACAAAGUAAAAAGAGAACACAUGAGAAAUACCGUAAUUUCACCGUACCAUGUAGGAUGGUAAUUGUGUUUCAAUAAUGAUUUCUGAUUUAUUCUGAAUAUAUUGGCUAAUUGUAGCAAAUUGAUAUCAACUUAACUUUUAAUUUCACUAUUUCGGUAAUGUCACUCAAGUUUGGAAAAAAACUAUCGCGAAGAUUGUUUGUAGUGUAUUAGCGGUAGAAUGAUAAAGUGGAAAACAAAAUUCAAUGAUAAAGAAGACGCUGCUUUCAGUACCAACCGAAAUGAUAUUAUUUGCAGUAUUGAACUGUGAAUAGGAUUGCCUUGACUUUCUAUUUCUUCUAUUGAAGCUCUGCCGUUGAAGCAAAUAGGAGGUGGCAAUGUGAUUUGGCUUUUAUUGUAAUAUUGAAUAAAAGUCUGUGCACGAGAA
Neodiprion fabricii is the source of this 3186-nucleotide messenger RNA. It is a transcript of the gene Mys45A, whose product is annotated as protein SDA1 homolog. Gene Ontology annotation, biological process: ribosomal large subunit export from nucleus; ribosomal large subunit biogenesis. The coding region runs from base 240 to 2501 and encodes 753 amino acids. The transcript has 10 exons. Gene Ontology annotation, cellular component: nucleolus. NCBI's taxonomy places the organism in Eukaryota, Metazoa, Arthropoda, Insecta, Hymenoptera, Diprionidae. The record is from RefSeq and is a predicted model, not a curated record.